CGUGCCUCUUAAAGAUGGCAAGGCAGAUACCAUCACAACAGCCAUCCUGGAGCUACUGUCAUCAUGCAACCUGCCUCUGCAGCAGAUGUGUGCCUUUGGUUGUGAUGGAGCGGCAGUAAUGGUUGGGAAGAAGACUGGGGUUGCUGUCCAGCUUAGACAGCGAGUUCCUCACCUGAUCAGCAACCACUGUGUGGCCCAUCGAUUGGCACUGGCUGUAGCACAGGCUGUGAAAGGGGUUCCAUACCUCCCUAGGUUUAAGGAUAUCCUUGGGGACCUCCAUCGUUUUUAUGAUCACAGUCCUGUACGCACAUCAGGCCUGAAGGACAUACAGGUAACUAAUUAAAAUAAUUGACUCGGUCUAAACCUAUAAAUUAAUGUAAAAAUAACAAUGCCUGAGAUGACUUAUUAACUAUUUAUUAUAUUAAAUGUGUUUUGUAUAUAAUAUCAUGUGCAGAUAUUUAUUGAUCUCUAUUUUAGAAGUUGCUAAAUGAGCCUGUUCUCAAGCUGGUUGAAGCCAAUGAUGUACGGUGGCUGAGCCAUGACAAGGCAACAAACACGCUGAUGAAGUGCCUUCCCUCAGUAUUUACAAGCCUGGAACGGGAGGCUGAGGAGAGGAAUGAUGUCAGGGCAGCAGGACUUGCAAAGUUCACCCAGGACCAUCGCUUUGUGAUGUCUCUUCACAUGAUGUGUGACACUUUACCUCAUCUCACAGAACUAUCAACUGCCAUGCAGGCCCGGGAUGCUAUUUACACCACUGUUAAACCACUUGUGACUGGUACACUGUCCAUUCUGCGGGGUCUGCAGACCAUGCCAGGUGAGGCCUACCAGAGUGCUGUACAGAGGGUAGAGGACCUUCAGGCCCAGGGGUUUAACAUCAAGCCUCCUUCUGAACAAGAGAUUGUCAACUUUAGAGAGAAGGUGUUCAAUCCAUUUAUGGAGAACAUUGUUUACAAUUUGGAAGGCCGAUUUCCAGACCUGCCCCUUAUACACAAGUUUGAGGUUUUUAACUCAAGGAAGUUUCCUGAUGACAACAGCACCAGUCAUGGGGAAGAGGACAUCAAGGUGCUGGCUGAGCACUUUGGGCUUGUGGUUGACAAGACCCUUCAUGAGUGGCGCCAAGUAAGAGAAUCCCUUGCUGACAGUGGGCUUGCUGCAGACAAGGCCAUGGAGUGGGUUACCACUAAUUUGAACACCAGCCACACCAACCUCUUCAAACUUGCAGCUGUUGGGUUGUUGAUUCCUACAUCAACAUCAGACUGUGAGCGUGGGUUUUCCACCCUUAAGAGAGUUAAAACAUCCCACAGAUCAUCCUUGAGCCCACCUGUCCUCAAUGCAAUACUUACUGUUGGGAUGCUAGGACCACCAAUAGACAAGGUCGACAUUAACAACAUGGUGAAAAAUUGGCACAAGGAGAAACCCAGGCGUAGCCAGCUCUAGGCACCAGUCCUAACAUGACAUUUCAUUAAUGUUUGAAAUAUUUUUUUCUGUUUAAGUUUUUGUUCUUCUGUUGAAAAAAAAACAAUAA
Messenger RNA from Ruditapes philippinarum (Manila clam), 1525 nucleotides. Its product is annotated as zinc finger protein 862-like. Bases 562 to 1437 code for a protein of 291 amino acids. The transcript is spliced from 5 exons. NCBI's taxonomy places the organism in Eukaryota, Metazoa, Mollusca, Bivalvia, Venerida, Veneridae. The record is from RefSeq and is a predicted model, not a curated record. Gene Ontology annotation, molecular function: protein dimerization activity.